AUGCAAACUCACCAGCAGCCCUUCCGCCGUCUCCCCUCCGGCGCCUUCCUCUUUCCCGCGCUUUCCCCAUUACCGUUCACCCACUCUCUUUAUUUUCCCUACGCACCCAAUAAUUAUAAUCACAAUCAUAAUACUCCGCAUUCGCUCUGUUGCUCUGCCCACAAAUCAUCGCCCUGGCUGGCCCACCUCUCCGAUCAUCUCGCCGCCGCCCAGCCGGCGGUGGGACCCAUAGGGCUCCGUCCGUCGAUUUCCUCUCUUCUUGCCGCCGAUGACUCGGGAGCUCUCCAAACCGCCGCCAGCGUCCUCCUCACCGGCGCCCUCGCUCUCUUUCUAUUCCGCUCCCUCCGCCGCCGGGCCAAGCAUGCCAAGCAAAUGAGAUUUAGGGCAACGGGGGCAAACGAGAAUUUGAAUAUGACAUCGAAGCCAUCGGGUAAAAAAACGAAGGCCCUGCCCUCACCUGAUGAGGCACUUCUUGGAGCAGUAAUAGCUGCUAUGUUUGGAGUGCUUCUUUACAAGUUCACCACAACUAUCGAGUUCAGUCUCAACAACCAAAAGCUUUCGAAUAACUACUCGGUCCGCCAGAUCACGAUAACCAUAAGGACAAUCAUAAACGGGUUGUGCUAUCUUGCUACAUUUGUGUUCGGCUUCAACUCUCUCGGGUUAUUCCUAUAUUCGGGUCAGCUUGCCCCCAACUCCCUUGUUGAAGAAGGCCCUAGUGGUCGUGAAGUUAAGGUGCCACUAAACACAUCGCGCAUGAAAGACAUGAACAAUUCCGAUACCACCGAAUCAGGUGAGGAGCAAACUUCGGAUAAAACAGUAGAGCAUAAAAAUGAAGAAUACAAGUGA
This is a messenger RNA of Striga hermonthica, 846 nucleotides long. The record is from the annotation of a GenBank genome assembly. Lineage: Eukaryota; Viridiplantae; Streptophyta; Magnoliopsida; Lamiales; Orobanchaceae.